CCCCGUCAUCGUCCGAUAUAAAGUGAGCCGACCCAGCGGGUCGACGUUCCAGCUGUCAGUCACCCUCUUCCAGCUUGUCGGGACCAUGGAGGAGCCGCCACCACCCGAUAUUCUGGUCACAGCCGCAACACACAAACGGCCCAGGACCCUCUCGGCCAGUUCCAGCCUCUCCGCCGAAUCUCUCCACUCCACGCGCACCCUCCAAAAUGAAGAUCUCGAAUUCGUCUAUGAGAAUGGACGAGUCUACGGAAACGACAGCUAUUUCAUGCCCUGUGAUGAAGCAGAGCAGGACCGCCUGGCCCUACAACACCAAAUCUAUCUCCUAGCCCUAAAAGGCAAACUCACCACAACAAAAGUCUCCCAUUUCACACGAAGAAUCCUGGAUCUGGGAACCGGACCAGGCCAUUGGGCCGUCGCCAUGGCUCAAGAGUACCCCUGGGCCGAAGUCGUCGGCAUUGACAUGGCCGUAUGGGACAUCGAAACGACCGAAGAAACCGCCGGCGACGCAGACGUCAAAUGGGAACUCGACGAUCUCGACGUCUGGGGUGUAGAAGAUGAAGUCGACGACCUCACCCUUCAACUCGAACGCGCCCACCUCGCCCGCGACCUAGGCAACCGCGACCCCACCGCCUCUCCCGCCCGCCAGCGCGCAAAAACAAGUCCUUCACAAUCCACCACCCAGCCACAGACCCCGUCCGAAUCCGCCUACGACCUCUAUGUCCUCAAUCCAGAUGAACAGCCGGGCUGGCACUUCAGCGACACGUACGACUUCAUUCACAUGCGCGGCAUGAAAGGCACCUUUGCGUACUGGGAAGGCGUAUACGAAGAAGUCUACAAAAAUCUAUCUCCGGAUGGCUGGAUCGAAGUGGUCGACUACCACCUCGAAGUCCCCGUCAUCGAAAAAGAAGAUGCAGAAAGCUCCGUCGUAGACCGCGACCCUUUCCCCUUUCCCACCCUCGCUCAAUUACAUCUCUCCCUUUUACAAGCGUCCGUGAAAUGCGGGCGCCCUAUUGGCACGUACUAUAUGCAUCCGACGUACCUGACGGACGCGGGCUUCAAGGACGUGUCGACUACGUACGUCAAUGUCCCUGUUGGGCAGUGGCCUGAUGAUGAGGAACAGCGUCGUAUCGGAAAGUUGUUUCUCGUUUGCGUUAUGGAAAUGCUCGAGGCGAACGUUUUGCGCUUGCUUACUACUCAUGGUGAUACCCAGCGCGUGUGGCCUGUGGAAGAGGUGCAGGAGGCCAUUGAGCAGAGCAAGCGCGAGAUUCUGGAGUGGAACACCAGGAUGGACCAGAGGAGAGAGGCGGAUGGUAGAGCGGGGACGCAGAAAGGGUGGGAGUGGAAGGCUAGUUAUAAGUGGAUGACCGGAAGAAAGAGUUGA
Molecule: messenger RNA, 1381 nt
Organism: Periconia digitata
Lineage: Eukaryota; Fungi; Ascomycota; Dothideomycetes; Pleosporales; Periconiaceae
Source: the annotation of a GenBank genome assembly